GGCCGCCUCCGCCACCCGCCACGUCACGUACGGCGAGCUGCGUGCCGCUGCCGCCCGCCUGGCUACCGCCAUGCAUGCCCGCGGCGUGACCAAGGGCGACCGCGUCGUUGUGGUUGCGUCUAACAGCGUCGAGACGCUGCUCGUCUGGCUGGCUACCGCCUGGCUCGGCGCCAUCUUCAGCAGCAGCUCCACCGACAUGGGCGUCAAAGGCAUCCUCCAGCGCGCCGUCCAGGUGAACCCCAAGCUCCUCUUUAUGGAUGACGCCGCCCUCUACAACGGCAAGGUCGUCGACCUCCGCCAAAAGAUGGCUGAUGUUGUCAACGGCCUCAAGGAUUGCUCCAACUUUGCUGGCGUCGUGUCCAUCCGCCGCUUUGAGCAAGCCCGUGACAUCUCUGCAGUGCCGCGCGCCGAGACAUGGGGCUCGUUCCUCGCCGCCGCGCCUCCAGGGGUCAGCCCGCCUGAUCUCGUACGCAUCGGCUUCCACGAGCCGUUCCUGAUAUGCUACUCCUCGGGUACUACCGGGGCCCCCAAGGCCAUUGUCCAUUCGGUCGGCGGCGUCAUGAUCAACUACUUCAAAGAGGCCAGGCUGCACGAGGGGCUUGGCCCCGAGAGCGUCACCAUGCAGUACACCACGACAGGCUGGAUCAUGUACCUGGCCAAUGCCGGGUCCCUGCUGUUCGGCGCCCGCACCGUCAUGUACGACGGCUCUCCCUUCCAGCCCGACGCGAGCAUCUUGAUCAAGAUUGUGGGCGAACAAAAGGUCACCAAGCUCGGCGUCAGCCCGCGCUGGAUGCUCGAGGUGGCCAAGAACGGGAUGGCGCCGCGCGACAUGGCGGAUCUGUCUAGCCUGCGCAUCGUUACCAGCACGGGAAUGGUUCUCUCGGAUCAGCUCUUCGAGUGGUUCUACGACGCGGGCUUCCCGUCCCAUGUCCAGCUUGGCAAUAUCUCGGGCGGCACCGACAUCGCCGGCUGCUUUGGCAUCAUGAACCCCCUAACCCCUGUCUACGUCGGCGGCACCCAGGGGCCGUCUCUCGGGAUACACGUGGCUAUCUUUGAUUCGCUACUAUCUAGCGACGAGCCAGGAAAGGAGGUGCCCCAUGGCACCCCCGGCGAGCUCGUGGCCGCCGCCUCCUUCCCCAACAUCCCUUGCGCGUUCUGGGGCGACAAAGAGCCCACAGCUACGCCGGGAUCAAAGUACCAUGCCGCGUACUUUGAGCGUUUCAAGCACGUAUGGGCGCAGGGAGAUUUCUGCUGUGUGCAUCCGGUGACCAGGAAUAUCGCCUUCCUCGGCCGCGCCGAUGGCGUGCUCAACCCCUCGGGCGUCCGCUUUGGCUCCGCCGAGAUCUACUCGGUCAUCGAGCGCCGCUUUGCUGACCGCGUGCAGGACUCGCUGUGUGUCGGCCAGCGCCGCCCCCACGACCACGACGAAACCGUGUUCCUCUUCCUGCUCAUGAAACCUGGCAAUUCUUUCAGCCGGGCGCUGACUGCCGAUAUCCGCGAGGCCAUCAGCCGUGACUUGUCCAAGCGCCAUGUUCCAAAGUAUAUCUUUCAGACUCCUGAGAUACCCACAACAAUCAACCUGAAGAAAGUCGAGCUGCCCGUCAAGCAAAUUGUGAGCGGGCAGACCAUCAAGGCGAGCGGCACGCUGGCCAACCCCGAAAGCCUAGACUACUACUACCAGUUCGCCAAGGUGGAGGAGCUAGUUGCGCCAAAAGGAAAGCUAUAAUUGAAAGGUGCUUAGUUGGUGGGCUGGGAUAGGUAGAUGAGAGACUGAACCGGAGAGGUUCGUUCGGAAGGGAUAGACUAUCGAAGAAUCGACUCUCGGUAGUGAGAAUUAAUUAAUUACGAUAGGAAUAAAAUAAAAAUAAUAUAAGUAAAGUCAUAGCGAAGUCGUAAUAACGGCGUAACUAGGAAGUAACGGAGAAAUAACUUGGAGGUAACUAAGAGGUAACUAAGAGGUAUCUAAGGAGUAACCUAGAGGUAACUAAGAGAUAACUAAGAGAUAACUAAGAACUAUAAUAUAACUAAGAGGUAAUAAAGAGUUAACGAAAUAUUACGAAGUAUUAUUAAGGUGAUAAACCUAGAGGGGAGCACUUAUAUUGCUUUGGGGUUUAGACUGGGUUAGGCUUGGUAUUUAUUAUCUUAUUACCUUGACAUAAGAA
This is a messenger RNA of Lasiosphaeria miniovina, 2162 nucleotides long. RefSeq lists its product as uncharacterized. Bases 71 to 1726 code for a protein of 551 amino acids. NCBI's taxonomy places the organism in Eukaryota, Fungi, Ascomycota, Sordariomycetes, Sordariales, Lasiosphaeriaceae. The record is from RefSeq and is a predicted model, not a curated record. The transcript has 3 exons. Gene Ontology annotation, molecular function: acetoacetate-CoA ligase activity.